ACAAAGGCUGGCUGUAUAAAUGGACUAACUACUUGAAGGGCUACCAACGCCGGUGGUUUGUCCUUAGCAACGGCCUUCUGUCAUAUCACAGGACUGCCGCUGACUGGAUGAUGUUUGUUUGUCGCACACUGUCGUGCGUGAAAAGCACAGGAGCCCGGCCGUUUCUGAGACACUGGAACCAGCGCGCCUUGCACCGACGAUCAUACCACGCUCUGUCGCUUAGGCCACUCAUUUUGCCCAUUCUAGCCAUACUGUUCACAUUUGUGAACAGGAUGGUGUAACUAAUAAACUGACCAAUGAGUCUAUAUUUAUGGUUGCUUAUAUGAUGACAUUUGCACAUUUCAUGUAGAUAAUUGUUAUCAAUGAAGCUUUGAAUAAUAUUUUAGAUGAGAUUCCUAUUGGAAGAGCUUUUUUUUUUGUGGGUGAGGGGUUAUUUUACAGGAAUGACUGUCAGCGCGUACGACACUGCAUAUCUAUGUAACCUACGAGACCCACCUAGGUCGUUACAUUUCAUUAUGAUGUAUAAGAUGUCAGACAAUAUUUAUCUGAUGCUUUUAGAAUGUGUGGUCCUCUGAUUCAGUAACGGCCUUCACAGUUGUUAGGCACAGUUCCCUAAAACCAGUUAAGAGGGAUGUCAGCCAGACUGUGUUAUGCACUAAUUGUGAGGUAUUUGUCAGAGGUGUGUGUGUGUGGACACACUUGGACAUCACCACUUUCCCCGGCUGCCCUACAGUCUCUGAUGGGAAUGCAUGACUGCUUUGCCGUGUGUGUUUAUGUAACUGAACUCUUGAGUACCAGCACAGAAUAAAGAGUUAAAUGCCCUGGCAUAACCAACGCAUUUACAUUGCACUGACAUGCACACACAGAUACACUGCCAAGCACUCACAUCAGCUAUGCUCAAGUAGGUGCAGGUGUAACAAACCAUGAGAUACUGUACUCCUAUGAAAUAUAAAUAAUUGCAUGUGUGUGUGGCUGAAUUUGUGUGGUGUGCAUGUGUGUGUGGCAUUUCUGGCUCUAGAACUAGAUUUAGUCAGCAGACUCUUUUCCCUUGUCUCUGUGUGUGUUGGUGUGUGUGCGUCUCUGUGCAUUAGGACUCAGGCAGAGAUGGCCCACACUUGCCGUGGCACCAUCUCCCUGACCACGGCACACAUUGAGGUGGGUGACGCGUGCCACCUGGUGCUAACCAGUGGAGGGCGGAGCUACCACCUGAAGGCCACCUCAGAUGGGGAGAGUCAGCGCUGGGUCUCUGCCCUCCAACAGGCUAAGGCCAACGCCAGUCACAUGAUGCACCAAUCAGAUGACUCUGGAGACGAGGCCCCCGUGCCCCAGCCUGACCGAGCCCUGACCCAGGGGGCUCUGAAGACCCUGGCCAGUAAGCUGGACGACCUGAGCACCUGCAACGAGCUAAUCGGCAAACACGGCGCCGCCCUGCAGCGAUCCCUCAGCGAGCUCGAGGACCUGCGCACGGCCACCGACGGCACCGACAAACUCAAGACUGUCAACGAGCGUGCCACACUCUUCCGCAUCACCUCCAAUGCUAUGAUCAAUGCCUGUCGGGACUUCCUGGACGUAGCAGAGACACACAGCCGGAGGUGGCAGAGAGCCCUGCAAUAUGAGAGAGAACAGCGCCACCACCUGGAGGAGACUAUUGAACAGCUAGCCAAGCAGCACAACAGCCUGGAGAGGGCCUGGAGAGAGGCUCCCAGCACACACCCAGACGGAGGUGAGAGAACGCAGGAGGGGGACGCCAGUGAUGAGAAUGAAGACACAGAGUUCUUUGAUGCCAUGGAGGACUCCCCUGCCUUCAUCACAGUGACCGCCUCUGACCACACCCAGCACAGACGCUCCAGCAGUAACCAGAGUAUCAUGAGUGGAGGAUUACCCAAUAAUGAAUGGAGCCACAAUGAGAAUGACUCUGGCUCCAACAACGUGCAGCUGCGCAGAGUAAGACGGAGCCGCAUCCCAAACAAACCCAACUACUCCCUCAACCUGUGGAGCAUCAUGAAGAACUGCAUCGGCAAGGAGCUGUCCAAGAUCCCCAUGCCUGUAAACUUCAACGAGCCCCUAUCGAUGCUGCAGCGUCUGACUGAGGAUCUAGAGUACAGUGACCUGCUGGACCGGGCGUCUCGCUGCGAAUCGUCCCUGGAGCAGAUGUGCCUGGUGGCAGCCUUCUCUGUGUCCUCCUACUCCACCACCAUCCACCGCACUGCCAAGCCCUUCAACCCCCUGCUGGGGGAGACCUACGAGCUGGACCGCCUGGACGACUUCGGCUACCGCUCCAUCUGCGAGCAGGUCAGUCACCACCCCCCAGCCGCCGCCCACCAUGUGACGUCACAGCGAGGCUGGACCCUGUGGCAGGAGAUCACUAUCGACAGCAAGUUCAGAGGGAAAUACAUCUCUGUAAUGCCAUUAGGCUGCAUCCACCUGCAGUUCCACUCCAGUGGGAAUCACUAUGUGUGGGGCAAAGUCACCUCCACGGUGCACAACAUCAUAGUGGGCAAACUGUGGAUUGACCAGUCUGGGGACAUUGAAAUAGUCAACCACAGGACCAAGGACAGCUGCCACCUCAAGUUUGUCCCUUACAGUUAUUUCUCCAGAGACCUCUCACGCAAGGUGACAGGUGUGGUAGCAGACAGCGAGGGCACGGCCCAUCACAUUCUGUCUGGGACCUGGGACGACAAGAUGGAGAGCGCCAAGAUAGUGGAGAGUAGCCGGGGAUGUGGAGGGUCAGAGGGCAAACAGAAGACCCUCUAUCAGACCCUCCAGCCCAAAGUGCUGUGGAAGAAAUACCCUCUCCCGGAGAAUUCUGAGAACAUGCACUUCUUCUCCUCCUUGGCCCUGACCCUGAACGAGCCUGAGGAGGGCGUGGCCCCGACUGACAGCCGCCUGAGGCCCGACCAACGGCUGAUGGAGGCGGGGCUGUGGGACGAGGCCAACGCCCACAAACAGCGUUUGGAGGAACGACAGAGGCUGGAGAGGAGGAAGAGGGAGGCACAAGCAACACAGGUCCUGGAAGAAGGCCAAGACAUCGAGGGCUUCCAGCCACUGUGGUUUGAGAGGAGGACAGAUGAUUCAACGGGGGAGAGCACUUACGUGUACAGGGGUGGAUACUGGGAGGCCAAAGACAGACAGGACUGGAGCCAAUGCCCUGAGAUCUUCUAAGGCUCCACCCCUGGGUCUGUGACAUCACUGGAGGGCAGAGCUGAGGGAAUAAUGGACAAGCAGAGGGAGGGGUCCACAUGCUGCAAACACAUUGACAUGUGGCCAACUCUUUUGUCAAUGUGUGUGUGUUCCAGAAAGACGGAGGCCUCCGUGCCAAACUUCAAGAACAUUCUCUGUCCCCUUCACCGACCAGUGUGUUUCCCAAGCAUGGCCUCGUGUGUGUGUGUGUGUGUGUGUGUGUGUGUGUGUGUGUGUGUGUGUGUGUGUGUGUGUGUGCGCGUGACGCAACAGAGUAAGUUAGAGAGACAACCUAUUUGAGAUAUUUUGAUUAAGAGUUACAAAAUAGAUAGAGCUGUUGCAUGGAAACCCAUAUUUAUUUGAGGUGGUAUGUCUAGUGGUGCCUAGCGCCCAAUUGAUCUGGUAAUAAGGUAAUAACUACCGUAAGUUUAUAAUAUUAUAGAAUAAUAUUGGGACAAUUGUAUGGAUAAGUGGGGAGGAAAGGGGGGAAAGUGAAAGAGGUUGUGUUUUGGUUCUAGUCUGUCCUGUUCGAGUCUGAGCAACUAUCUCCAAUAUAUACCAAGGGUACCAAACAUUAGGAACACCUUCAUAAUAUUGAGUUGCACCACCUUCUGCCCUCAGAACAGCCUCAAUUCGUUGGGGCAUGGACUACAAUGUGUCAAGCGUUCCACAGGGAUGCUGGCUCAUGUUGACUCCAAUGCUUCCCACAGUUGAGUCAAGUUGGCUGGAUGUCCUUUGGGUGGUGGACCAUUCUUGAUACACACAGGAAACUGUUAAGCAUGUAAAACCCAGCAGCAUUGCAGUUCUUGACACACGCCAACCGGUGUGCCUGGCACCUACUACCAUACCCUGUUCAAAGACACUUACAUAUUUUGUCUUGCACAAUCACCCUCUGAAUGGCACACAUACACAAACCGUGUCUCAAGGCUUGAAAAUCCUCCUUUAACCUGUCCUCCCUUUCAGCUACACUGAUUUGAAGCAGAUUUUCUUUUAGUUGACAGCAAUAAGGGAUCAAAGCAUUCACCUGGAUGCCGUGUCAUGGAAAGAGCAGGUGUUCCUAUUGUUUUGUAUACUUUACAUAUCUAUAUGUAACUAUGCAUAUCUAUAUGUAACAUUGUGCAGUGCCAGUGUUUCCUUCCGUUGCAACAGCUAGGCACUCCCCAGAUUUGUAACUUAACAGUGCAUUUCUGCAGUGCAUGAAACACCCAUGUAGUGGACGCUGAUAUCACUGGACACUUUUGAUCUGUACAGACCUCAUCUCGGAAACCAAGAACUAAAGUCUUUACCAGUUAUGUUACAUGCGUCUUUCCAUGAGUGAUUAGUACAGACCAAAAACGGUAGGGGAAUUUUUAGUAUGUAAGAAGCUACCCACGAUUAUGAUCAUUCGUAAACGAUAUCGAUUGUGUUCUAAUGUCUUGAUUUCUCAAAUGUUGAUGAGGGUGCAUUAUGAACAGACAUAAUGGUAAAUCUUAACAAAAUUGGUUAAUGAUUCCACCCUGUGCAAUGAAAUGUUUCAAUGUCUUAAAUAUUUUUUUUAAUAUUAAGAAAUCUUCUGAAUUAUACUAUAGGAUGUGUAAUGUCGGGUUUCACAAUGCAAAGGAGGUGUGUACUUCAAUUAUUACACAUCUUUGUGUUUGACUGCAGGCAUUUAAACAUGCACCAUCAAUGAACUCAGAUCAGUGUUGUGGCACCACUUGUAGCUAAUGCAUGGUUUAAUGUGCUCAUGCACUGCUGCCUAGUAUUAAUUAGGCAUUAGCCUCAAUAGUUGUUUCUAGACUUCAUUCACAGAAGAACAUCGUGUGAAUUCACCUCUUGUGCCCUAGGUCUUCGGAAAUUGACUUUUUUUUUGCUUGAACAAACACAAACUGUCUCAAUGUGGUCUUUGUAAACACCCACAGUGUUAUCAGAGAUGGUCUAUAAUGUAGUAACCAGCUUUGGUGUCAUGCAGUUCUCAACUCAAGACAUGAUGAGAAAUAAAUGAGACAAGUUGAAGACUCAAAAGCCAAGAGGAGAUUUCCCCUGGGACAGUCUGUCUGAUCUGGGCUAGCCAGUCUGAUGGGGCUGCACACUCCACAUUACUCGUUUGACGUCAUUUUGGCUCUAGCACACAUGUAUUCAAGGUACCACUCAAUAAAAGCAAUUCAAUCUAA
Molecule: messenger RNA, 5330 nt
Organism: Salvelinus fontinalis (brook trout)
Lineage: Eukaryota; Metazoa; Chordata; Actinopteri; Salmoniformes; Salmonidae
Product: oxysterol-binding protein 2-like
Exons: 14
Coding region: 961-3162 (733 amino acids)
Cellular component (GO): cytosol; membrane; intracellular membrane-bounded organelle
Molecular function (GO): cholesterol binding
Source: RefSeq, a predicted model, not a curated record